Molecule: messenger RNA, 2296 nt
Organism: Corticium candelabrum
Lineage: Eukaryota; Metazoa; Porifera; Homoscleromorpha; Homosclerophorida; Plakinidae
Product: complement receptor type 2-like
Exons: 7
Coding region: 126-1760 (544 amino acids)
Cellular component (GO): membrane
Molecular function (GO): G protein-coupled receptor activity
Source: RefSeq, a predicted model, not a curated record
GACGCAUGACUCAAGGGAAGUUUAGGCUCUCACCUUUGUCUUUCCUGCCCGGCCAUUUAUAUAUUUAGGGAUGCAUGGACUGAACACAUGGCUCAUUUAUUACUCGAGAACAAGUCAGAAAAGUUAUGGAUUUCUCCUUUCGUGCGUGUGCCUUCCUCUUCUUGGUAAUCAUUGGAACUGUUGCAGCCGAUCAGUCCUGGUGUGGGAAGCCAGUUGGUGUGGAGUGUGAAUACUGUACAGAUGAUUAUCGAGUGAAGAGCAAGUGUUCUCUUUGUAAAUGUGCUGUUGGGUAUGCUCAAGAGAGGAAAGGAAGAAAACUAGUGUGUGUCUUGAAAAAGUACAGAAAUGGCACUGUUGCAGCUAAAUGGAAAGGCAAACUACAAUGUCAAAAAGUGGAUAAAAAUUGCAGUGUGGACAACAUAACGAAUUUAGUAAAUGCACAACAACAUGUGAAACACGGAGACAGCGUCAGAAUGCAAUGUGCUGACGGUCACUAUCAGUUGUAUGGGGAGAAGAUGAGUCGCUGUCUUGAUGGUAAAUUUUAUCCAAGCAUCCAUGUCGUUCGUUGUCAAGUUGUAAAUUGUGGUUUACCUGCUCGUCAAUCACCGAAUUUGAAAUUAUUCUACACGGGCAGUACCCUCAAACACUAUCUAUAUGGCUAUGGCUCAACAGUAUCAUACAGGUGCGUUGAAGGUUUUACUUUGGUUGGAAAAGAAGCGCGUCGAUGUCAAGCCAAUGGCACAUGGGAAGACAAAGAUCCUACUUGUAAAAGAGAUUGCAUCGUUGGUAACAUCACUAAUUUGAUUGUUGCACAACAAGUUGUAAGACAUGGAAAGGGCAUUCGAAUGGAAUGUGCUGACGGUCAUCAACUGUAUGGCGAGAACCAAACGCGUUGUCUUGACGGCAUAUUCCACCCAACCAUUGACAACGCUCGUUGUCAGGUGGUACAUUGUGGUAUUCCACAGCGUGGGUCACGUCGUUUGAGAGUGAUUUACACGGACAGUAAUAAUAGCUUGGAGCAAUAUAGUUAUGGUUCCACACUCACUUACAGAUGCAUUGAGGGUUUCACACUGAUUGGAAGGAACAGACGUCAAUGUCAAGCCAAUGGUGAAUGGGAGGGCACCAAACCUCACUGCCAGAGAGACCGCAGCAGCAAUAAGAAAAUGUGUCAACCAACAGCUGAUGUGCUCUGGAAGCCAGUGAAGACUGGCCGUAGUAUUAGUAUUGCAAAUGAAUGUCCUGCUGGACUUGCACCUCUAGAUGAUGUCACUACAUGGACUUGCAUGAGAAAUGGCACGUGGAAACGAAGUCCAGCUACAGUGUCAUGUGUUCUUUCUUGCAAGGAGCCUCUUCCUACUAUUCGAGGUGCUAGAGUUAUCCGGUCACGUAAUAGGGGUGCGCGAUUCAUACAAGGAGAUGAAGUUAGAUACAAAUGCAAGAAAAGGUUCACACAGGUAGGAGGAAACGCAACUCGAAUCUGCUCGAAUGGCCAAUGGCAGGGACAAGACAUAAUUUGCUCUAAGGAAGAAUUAUGCAAACCGGUACGUCCCAAGAAUGGAUAUUCUACCGCUAUAAGCAGCCUGAGCAGUGUUCCUGGCGAGUACAGAAAGGGAGACAUCGUCUUGUUUGAUUGCAAUUUUGGAUAUCGUCGGAUUGGUUCAGCUGAGGCAGUGUGUGUAGGGCCAUUGUGGAGGUUUUCUGAUGGCGUGCCGCGAUGCAAAAGAGCAGCGACGGAUGAUAUGAUCGCGCUUCUGAACUAACUGCAGGUUACUUGCUUGUAUGAUAAGGUGUGUACGCGUGCAUGUAUUCUACCCAUGCCAGUUUGCAUUAGGCAGGUAUCUGCAUGUACUAGUUAAUUAAAGUGAUGCAGGGACGCUGUAGCGAGCUCUAGUCUGGUUACUUGUUAGUGAAUGAGUGCAGCGCAUGUACGUGCUGCUGAUAGACACGAAGAAGGUCUGCAACUUGCAAAGGAACAUGUCUAUUAUACAGACUUGUAAUUCUAAGAACAGCUAGAUUAUUGACAAUCAGGCGGUUUUCGUCCGACUCGUACGACCAGAGCUGUCACCGGUUCCGUCUACUUCAUACAUGUAUUUUUUCUCGAUUGGUCUUAUCAGUAUAAGUUUAAACGUGCUACUCAACAAUUAAUUGACGUAGAAACAAACGCUAGAAAUCGUAAGCUUCUCGCUGUGCAUGUGAUUUCUCUUCACGAGUCGAGACAUUGGCUACAAUUCGAGAUGUACAGUUUCGAGUGCUUACAGUAUUAAAGGGGAAAGAAUUUGGUCAUUAGGCUUUGUUA